Messenger RNA from Cooperia oncophora, 1731 nucleotides. The record is from the annotation of a GenBank genome assembly. Lineage: Eukaryota; Metazoa; Nematoda; Chromadorea; Rhabditida; Trichostrongylidae.
CUGUAUGAAAUCACUUUUCCAGGAACGAAUCCAAACCCUUGUGCCCUAAAUAAUGGCGGAUGUUCACAUUUCUGUUUGUUGUUGAACUUUCAUCCAUGGUCACAAUGCUCUUGCCCAGUUGGAAUCAAGUUGCUGGAUGAUGAAAAAACCUGCGAUCCACGUGGAAUUGACAAGAUCCUAUUUAUUUCUGCCGUCAGUGGAAUAUAUCACAUUUCUCUCGAUACUCCUGACUUUACUCCUAAGCAGAUUUUGUUCGAAGGUCUUAAUAACGACGGAUUUUCGCAUAAAUUCUAUGAUAUCGACUUUGAUCCCAUCGAAAGGAAGAUUUAUUGGAUCGAUGCUAGUGUGGGGCAGAUACGCAGGUGUUCCGGUAAUGGAUCUUCAGCUGAGGAUGUGCUGUCGAUUCCCAACUCUGUGAGGGUAUUCCGAAUUGAUUAUCUCGCCAGAAAUAUCUACUGGAUAGAUGCAAAUCUGAAUCGCCUUUAUGUGACAAAACUGGGCACUACUCAUACAAGGGUCAUCGUUGCACGAGGAGUUCUGAAGCUUCAUACAAUGGCGUUGGAUCUCAAAAAUCGACACAUCUACUUCAGUAAUGGCCGUGGUGAGCAAAGUCAUAUUGAUAGAUGCGAUCUUGACGGAAGCAACCGAACAAGAGUAGUCACUCUUGCGCCUUAUGCGUGGCCUAAUGGUAUUGCUGUUGAUGCGGACAAUUAUCACUUGUACUGGACAGAAGGGAACUAUUCUGUUGUAAGGACAGCCUUUCUGAAUGGAACUGAACAAGUGGUUAUUGGACCAGCUUCUCUGAAGUUACCUCAGCCAUAUGCAAUAUCAACCUUAGGUCAAGAACUGUUUUGCAAUUCUCUAGCCGGUCGAGCACUCAUGCGCAUUUCGACGACUGAAGGAACAGGGGCACUAACGGCUAAUGUCAUCGAGUCGUCGAUUUAUGGUCCGAUUGGAUUAGUCGCGGUUUCUUUGCACUCGACAAUUUCGAACGUCAGCAGUUGCGCGCUGUCAAAGUGCAUGCAUCUUUGUAUCGUCAGUGCUGAAGGUGUGCCAAAGUGUCUGUGUUCAAUGGGAUACGAACUGAUGAGUGAUGAACGUACGUGUCGGAAGCCUUCAUCCUACUUUGUUAUCCUUCAGGAAGACAUAACCGAUAUUUCGAGAGCGUCGCUAGAGAAGCCAAUCAAUUUCGACUCGCUAGAUAUACUGAACAUCACUGAACCACCAACGACUGCCGAUAUUGAUCAGAGAGGAAAUUAUAUCGUCUUUGGGUAUUCCUCUUCGAGAACGGGAUUCAUCAAGCGAGCUUCCUUCACUGGUGCCGUUCCGGAAACAGUCAUCAACGAUCCCACUCUUAUAGGGAUGCAUUCACUUUCUGUGGAUUGGAUCUCGAGAAAUAUCUAUUGGUCCAAUCCCUCCCGAGGCCGAAUUGAAGUUUGUGAUCAUAGCGGGAAAUAUCGAAGGACCCUGGCAUCGCGUUCCAUCAAACCAACCUCAUUGACUGUUCACCCUCUGGCUGGAGCUGUCUUUUUCGUCAAUGAACUAGCAAACGUCACUAUAAGGCGAAUGCCUCUCAAUGGUGACAGUACUGGUGGUCAGGACAUCGUGGGAGAUCUGACAUCUGUUCGUUCUCUCGCAAUAGAUUUUCGAAAGGACUUACUCUACUGGACCGAAUUCGAUGACUUUACAACUCGUAUCUCUGUUUCUAAAUUAAAUGGUGAGUUAUUAUGA